GUAACCGCGUGAAAGUUUCCGCCAAUCCCCAAACGCCUCCUCCCCACCAUCCACCCCUGCCCUCUCCUCUAUAUAACCUCUGCAGCCUGUCCCUCUGUCUGUCUCUCACUCGCAUCGACCCUUUUGAGUACCGUACUCCUCCUUUAUUCAUGCAAGUCUAGCAGGUACUGACCAGAACAUCAAUCAAUUGGCGUGCGACCAGGAGCAAGAUGGGGGAGCUUCCGCUGGGCUACCGCUUCUACCCGACCGAGGAGGAGCUCGUCUCGUUCUACCUGCGCAACCAGCUCGAGGGGCUGAGGCAGGACAUGCACCGCGCGGUGCCCGUCCUCGACGUCUACGACAUCGACCCCUGGCAGCUCCCGAGUCUCGCGGGGCAGCUGUGCCACAGGGACACCGAGCAGUGGUUCUUCUUCGCGCCGAGGCAGGAGAGGGAGGCGCGGGGAGGGAGGCCGAACCGCACCACGGCCUCCGGGUACUGGAAGGCCACGGGGUCGCCGGGGUACGUGUACUCGUCGGAUAACAAGGUGAUCGGGGUGAAGAAGACCAUGGUGUUCUACAGGGGGAAAGCGCCGACGGGGAGGAAAACGAAAUGGAAGAUGAACGAGUACAGGGCCAUUCAAGAAGAGGCCAAUACUUCAAACAUUGCCAUUCCUAAGCUGCGGCACGAAUUCACCUUGUGCCGAGUGUACGUGAUAUCAGGAAGUUUCCGUGCAUUCGAUCGCCGCCCGCUCGAGGCGGCGGAAAGGUCUGCAGGGCCUAGUAACCGCAAUUUGCCGGAUGAAGCUCAGGCUCGACCCAACGAACGCCGGGGACCUGAGAGCGGAACACAGCAACCGCUGUGGGAUUGGGAGCAACUGAAUUGGUCAUGAUCGAGGCUGCGCAAGGCGGGGACAGCCUAACUGCUAGAAACUCAGGCUAGGAGACCCAAGGAGAGGGCAUGAUAAGAAGCCGAAUCCGCAGCUCAACUUCAACCAGUUGCAAGACUAUUUUUUCUGCCUUCCUUUUCCUUGGGCAGAUGACGAAUAAUAACGGAAGCUGAAAGAUGCUAGAGAUGCUUUUGUUUUGACUUGAAAGGCGUAGAAAUUCUUACCAGUAGCGAUUGAAUAUUUAGAUGUAGGACGUGCUUUUCCUUUGACUUGUACGCUGUAGAAAUUCUUUAUGUUAGUGACUGAAUUUUCAAACCAACUGUGCCGCGUUGAGGAUCUUAACUAGCGCUUGGGACUUUCAUA
Eucalyptus grandis is the source of this 1229-nucleotide messenger RNA. Its product is annotated as NAC domain-containing protein 90-like. Bases 210 to 869 code for a protein of 219 amino acids. Lineage: Eukaryota; Viridiplantae; Streptophyta; Magnoliopsida; Myrtales; Myrtaceae. The record is from RefSeq and is a predicted model, not a curated record. The transcript has 3 exons. Gene Ontology annotation, biological process: regulation of DNA-templated transcription. Gene Ontology annotation, molecular function: DNA binding.